AUGGCAGAAGCAGUACUAGAAAACGUUAACGUUCCUGCAGUCGUUUCAAAAGAUGAGUGUAUUUAUUGCUUUGAAUCCCCUUAUAAUGAACCAUUGGCCCUCAAUGCAUCACCUAAACAUUCAUUGAAUAUAUGCUUAAACUGUUUCCAAGCUACGUGCAACAGACAUGUUCCACUCCAUAUCCGAGUCACAGAAUAUGCUUGCGAUACCAUACAUUCCAAUUAUUUAACUAUUGCUAAAGUGGAGAAACCUAAGCAAGAAAAUGUAGAAGAAAAUAAUAACAACAAAAAAAUAAAGCUACAGGUAAUUGAGACGUCAGAAGACGACACCCACAACACUAUUUGGAGUUUACAAAGGUUCAAUGGUGAAAAUGUUCCCAGGACCGUACUUUCGAAGUCGACAGACUCUGACAUUUCUUCUACGGCCUUGGAGAAGAUUGAAAAGAUAUUAAAGGCGAAGUCACAAGACUUCGAGGAUAAGAAGAACUCCUGGGUGUUAGAAAUCAGCACCUGUCCACAUACAGAAAACUUUCAAAUUCCAUCUAAGCCCGAAAAUACUGUGAAUUUAAACCAAUGCUCUUCCUGUGAUUUGACUCAAAAUCUCUGGUUAUGCCUACAUUGUGGUAAUAUCGGAUGUGGCAGGGAACAAAUCGGGAUUGAUGGUCACUCGCAUGCUUUGGAUCAUUAUCGGAGUAAUAAUAAUCACCCAUUAGCUAUCAAAUUAGGGUCUUUAAGCUCUUCAACCUAUGAUCUGUAUUGUUACGCAUGUGACGACGAAACUAGAUUUCCAGAUAAUGUUAAUUUAGGCAGUGCACUACAAAUAUACGGAAUUAACAUACAAGAAAAGAUUGCGGAUGAAAAGACUCUAGUUCAAUUACAAGUGGAACAGAACGAAAAUUGGCAAUUUAGAAUGGUCGAUUCUAGCGGUAAAGAAUUUGAAAAAUUAUCCGCUAGUAAGAAUUAUGGCUGUGGUCUGAUCAAUUUGGGUAAUUCCUGUUACUUAAAUUCGGUUAUACAAAGCUUGGUGAAUGGUGGCGUCCCGAAUUGGUCCUUGGAUUUUCUAGGAAGUAAAUUUCCACUGGAUGUUGUAUAUCCGGACAAUAAUUUAAAGUGCCAAUGGAUCAAGCUACUCAAUGCCAUGAAAUGUGAACCCGAACUAUAUCCAAAUGGUAUCAAACCUACUACUUUCAAGAAAUGCAUUGGGCAAAAUCAUCAGGAAUUCAGUUCCAAUAGACAACAGGAUGCGAUGGAAUUUCUAACCUUCCUUUUAGACUUGUUAGACAAGAAAUUUUUUUCAAGUAGUUCUUCAGGUAUUCCAAAUCCCAACGAUUUAGUUAGAUUUAUGAUGGAGGAUAGGCUCCAAUGUAACAUUUGCGGGAAGGUUAAAUAUUCUUAUGAACCCACAGAGGCUAUACAGAUUCCCUUAGAGGAGAAUGAUGAACCUCAAGAUAUGUUAGAGAGAAUCAAGGCGUAUUUUGAAGGGCAGACGAUUGAAUUUAAAUGUGCUAAUUGUAAGGAAAAGGUUACCGCAAAUAAAAAACCUGGUUUCAAAUCUCUUCCUCAAACACUUAUUUUGAACCCAAUAAGGAUUAGAUUACAGAACUGGAUUCCUGUUAAGACAAGUAAUGAGCUUUCUUUACCAGGUUUAAUAGACAGGGAUGAUAUGCUAGAUGUUUCGUCUUAUUUAUCACAAGGAUUUGAUCCUCAAACUGAAAACUUAUUGCCUGAUGAGGACGAAAACCGUAGCUCUUUUACGCCAAACCAAUGCAGUAUUUCUCAAUUAAUUGAAAUGGGCUUUACUCAAAAUGCUAGCGUGCGCGCCCUAUUUAACACCGGAAACCAAGACGCUGAGAGCGCUAUGAAUUGGCUAUUCCAGCAUAUGGAUGACCCUGAUUUAAAUGAUCCCUUUGUCCCGCCUCCUAAUGUCCCCAAGAAAGAUAAGAGAGAAGUGGAUGAGGUAUCAUUGACUUCAAUGUUAUCCAUGGGACUAAAUCCCAACUUAUGUCGUAAAGCCUUGAUACUCAACAACGGAGAUGUUAAUCGUAGUGUUGAAUGGGUAUUUAACAACAUGGAUGAUGAUGGAACAUUUCCCGAACCUGAAGUGCCAAAUGAAGAACAGCAACAAAAAAAGGAUCUUGGAUAUUCGACCGCUAAACCGUACGCUUUAACUGCAGUUAUUUGUCAUAAGGGAAAUUCUGUCCAUUCUGGUCACUAUGUUGUUUUUAUUCGUAAACUAGUGGCAGACAAAUGGAAGUGGGUUCUUUAUAACGAUGAGAAACUAGUUGCUGCCGACAGCAUUGAAGAUAUGAAAAAAAAUGGUUAUAUUUAUUUCUAUACAAGAUGCUAA
This is a messenger RNA of Saccharomyces cerevisiae S288C, 2346 nucleotides long. RefSeq names its product ubiquitin-specific protease UBP14 (gene UBP14). The transcript has a single exon. NCBI's taxonomy places the organism in Eukaryota, Fungi, Ascomycota, Saccharomycetes, Saccharomycetales, Saccharomycetaceae. Gene Ontology annotation, molecular function: cysteine-type deubiquitinase activity; zinc ion binding. Gene Ontology annotation, biological process: protein deubiquitination. The coding region runs from base 1 to 2346 and encodes 781 amino acids. The record is from RefSeq and is marked reviewed. Gene Ontology annotation, cellular component: nucleus; cytoplasm.